AUGGAAAAAUUUGUCAUUGUUAAAGACAUUCUCAAGAAAGUGCGUCGCUUCAAUUUGAUGGGUCGGACUUUGGAAUUUAAAAUUAAACCCGUAGCGGCGGAUAAAGAACCCAUAGCAUGGAUCGAGGAAGCUGUUAACCAGGUCAUUGCAAAAGGUAUAGAAGACCUCGGUUCCGGAGACCAGGUGGCGUUUUCCUUCUGCUCCAAGGAUUUUAAAAGGGGGCAGGGUUGGGUCCGCUUCAGACCUGUAGAACAGGUUACUUACGGCGAUGUAUGGGAUAUAAUAAGCAGUAUAUAUCAAUCAAAUUCUACGGGGCUUGACACAGAAACUUUCUGCCUAGGAGUGACUACUGUGAAAAUGCCUGUCGGUCGCGGAAAAAAUCGCUCCCAUAAAUACAAUAACUUCGAAGAAGAAUGCGCAUUAAGGAAAGGAAUUGUGAAAAUAAACAAUAGAGACAAUUUAUGCUUACCCCGUGCAUUGGUGGUUGCAAAGAGUUAUAUCGACAAGGACUUUGAAUAUAGAAAAGUUCGUAGAGAUAUCGGAAAAAUCCAAACACAGAGAGCUUUAGAGCUUUGUCGAAAAGCUGGUGUGUCAAUUCCUGAUGAGGGGGCUGGUAUACCGGAGCUGCAAGCACUUCAGAAACACCUUUCUGGCUACAAAAUAGUAGUCUACAGCUAUGGAAAUAAAGGCCGUGAGGUGAUAUUCGCCAAUAAUGAUGAAGGACUUGCUCUUAAUUUAAUCCAUCAUGAGGGUCAUUAUAACGUAAUAACUUCAUUGACUGCCGCUUUUUGUUGUAGUUAUUACUGUGAGAGAUGUUAUGUACCGUACAAUAAUAAAAAUGAUCACAGAUGCGGAGGUACAUGUGUAUGUUGUCAGCAAACGCCUGCUUGUCCGCCAGCGCUAAAAGUGGUGUGCGACUGUUGCAAAAGAUCUUUCCGUGGUCAAAAUUGUUACGAAAAUCAUAGAAAAUCUGGAUCGCUUGGGAAGAGUACAGUGUGCGAGCAAAUUACUUAUUGUGAGAAGUGCUUGAAAACCCUGAAAACAGAUAGAAAACAUCGUUGUGGUGAAAUAUUCUGUAAAAUAUGUAACGCACAUGUACCCCAAGACCACCUUUGCUUCAUUCAAUCAGACAAAAAUAAACCUAAAACUAUCGACACACUUUUUAUUUUUUACGAUCUGGAAACUAAACAGGAAAAGCAGCAAGAUGAUGGUUCCCUCCUUCAUGAACCUAACCUGUGUGUAUUCAAACAGUGUUGUGAUGUUUGUAUGAAUACACAACAAAAUACCUGUACAAAAUGUGGUGUUCGCUUACACGUGUUGAAAAUAGACCCUAUUACAAGAUUUGUGGAGUUUCUGCUUAAUCAAAGAAAACUAUUCAAGCAAGUAGUAGUCCUAGCACACAAUGGAGGGAAUUUCGAUCAUCAGUUUAUUUUAAACCAUAUCUUGACUAAGACGAACCUUACCCCUGAGUUAAUUACACGUGGUACAAAGCUGAUUUUAAUGGAAGUGGGAAAUGUGAAAUUUUUAGACUCAAUUAACUAUUUCCCUAUGGCUUUGUCUAAACUUCCUAAAGCGUUUGGAUUGACCCAGCUAAAGAAGGGUUACUUCCCGCAUCUAUUUAACACGUCGUCAAAUCAAAAUUAUAAAGGUCCAAUGCCUGAUCUCCAGUUCUACAGCCCCGACGACUUGAUGGAGAGUAAUAGACACGAUUUGAUUACUUGGCAUUCAGAAAAAGUUAAUGAAAAAUACAUUUUUGAUUUUCAGAAAGAGAUUGUCGAGUACUGUAUAUCAGACGUAGAAAUACUGACUUCAGCAUGUUUAAAGUUCCGUCAUCAGCUUUUGGAAACCAGUAACGUGUGCCCCUUUACCGAAGCAUGUACCAUAGCGUCGGCCUGCAAUAAAGUGUUUCGUCGCAACUUCCUCCGCCCUAACACUAUAGGAAUUAUUCCUAAGAAUGGGUACAGAUGGCGGGAUAACCAGAGUAGGAUAGCCAUUCAAUGGUUGGUGUGGGAAGAAAAGCAGAGAAACAUAAACAUUCAACAUGCUGCUAAAGGAAAAGAAAUUGUGUUGGGAGGGGUUAAAGUUGAUGGUUACUGCAGUGAAACAAAUCAUGUUUUUGAGUUUCAUGGGUGUUAUUACCACGGAUGUACACAUUGUUUCAAAUAUAAUAGAAACAAUCCCACACAUGAAGACCCAUCAGAUACAUUAGAAAGACGACUCGAAAGCACAACAGCCAAAACAGACCGUUUAAGAAAUCUAGGGUACGACGUUAUCGAAAUGUGGGAAUGUGAUUUCCGAAAGGUCAUAAAAGAUAACAAAGAAAUCGAUCUAUACACUGAAAAGCACCCUUUACUUAUAAAUGCCCCAUUAAAUCCACGAGAUGCUUUUUAUGGCGGUAGAACAGGAAAUACUUUUGAAUAUUAUAAAGCUAAGCAAGGCGAAAUAAUUAAAUAUCUAGAUGUAUGUUCUCUAUACCCUUGGGUAUGCAAGUAUGGUAAAUUUCCCAUAGGCCAUCCGCAGGUUUAUAUCGGUGAAGAGUGUAACGCUCUAGACAUGAAAAAGGUAGAUGGCCUUAUAAAAUGCAAGAUUCUACCGCCUCAAGAUUUAUAUCAUCCGGUUCUGCCGCAAAAGAUAAAUAAUAAACUUAUGUUUAUACUUUGUCGUAUCUGUGGGGAACAAAUGACAAAAAGCAUAUGCGAUCAUGGAGAUGAUGAAAGAGCCAUAACUGGGACGUGGGUAAUUGACGAAGUGCUUAAAGCUGUGGAAAAGGGUUACACAUUGGUAGAGAUACAUGAAGUCUGGAGUUAUCAGAUGCAAAAAUUUGAUACAACAACAAAAACUGAAGGACUGUUCACUGCCAUGAUGAAUGAAUUUAUAAAAACAAAACAACAAGCUUCAGGAUGGCCGAAAACGUGUAGUACAAUAGAAGCUCGUAACAAAUAUAUUGAAGAAUUCUUGGCGCGAGAAGACGUGCAACUGGAGUUUAACGAAAUCUGCGAAAAUCCAGGUCUUCGGUCACUGUCCAAAUUAAUUCUUAAUUCUUUCUGGGGGAAGUUUGGUCAAAAAGAAAAUCAAACGAAAACAACAAUAGUAAACACACCUAAAGAGUUCUUCGAUAUGUUGACGAAUCCCUCCAUAGACGUGUACCACGCACUUCCUAUAAAUGAGAAUACCCUAAUAAUUAAUUGGGAAUUCAAACAAGAAGCUUCUGACCCUCUCGCCACCGUUAACGUAUGUAUAGCUGCUUACACAACUGCACAGGCAAGGUUAAAAUUGUACAGUUACUUGGAGCAAUUGGGAAAGAGGGUGUUGUAUUAUGAUACAGACUCGAUUAUUUUUACUUAUGCAGAAGAAGAAUAUGAACCUCCAGUAGGUAAAUUCGUUGGUGAUUUAACUGAUGAAUUAGAGUCGUAUGGUUCUGGAUCGUACAUAACAGAAUUUGCAAGUGGUGGGCCCAAAAAUUAUGCCUAUAAAAUUUUUUCAACCAAGGACCAGGAAGAGAAAAUCGUGUGUAAAGUUAAGGGUAUUUCGCUUACAUAUGCAGCUUCUCAAAUAGUAAAUUUUGAAAUGAUAAAGAAUAUGGUCCUCAAACCAUCUGAGCCUGUGUACAUAACUUCAAGCAGUAUAAGAAGAACAAAGGAGCACGAAAUUAUAACUCGAGAGGAAACCAAACUAUACCGUCCAAAUUCAACAAAAAGAUUGUUUCAAGAAGACCAUAGCUCAGUUCCAUACGGCUACAAAAAACUAAGGUCUCAAUAA
This is a messenger RNA of Anoplophora glabripennis (Asian longhorned beetle), 3759 nucleotides long. RefSeq lists its product as uncharacterized. The record is from RefSeq and is a predicted model, not a curated record. NCBI's taxonomy places the organism in Eukaryota, Metazoa, Arthropoda, Insecta, Coleoptera, Cerambycidae. Gene Ontology annotation, biological process: DNA replication. The coding region runs from base 1 to 3759 and encodes 1252 amino acids. Gene Ontology annotation, molecular function: nucleotide binding; DNA-directed DNA polymerase activity; DNA binding. The transcript has a single exon.